CGGCGGGGAUUUCCAGCGCGAGAGGAAGUGCUGCGAGCGGGAGCGCGAGGGCGCGAGGAGCGCGGGGCGGCGCGGCCGCCGCGUGCGCGAGCCGGUUGCAGCCCAGCAGGGACUUUCCAGCCGGCGGCGGCGGCGGCCGCCGGCCCUUCCCCGCCCCCCGACAUGGGGCUGCCCGGGGAGCAGGACGCUGCGGACCGCGGCGGAGGACGCGCCCGGCGCCCCUGAGCCACGAGCGGCGGCGGACCUCGGGCAGAGUGUCUCUGUCUCACAAUGGAGCCAAGUAAAAAGAUGGACCCUUCCGGCUCGCUGCCCAACCCGUCGCUCAAGCUGCACCCGGACCGCGCGGGCGCCCCCGUGCUCGUCCCCGAGCAAGGAGGGUACAAGGAGAAGUUCGUGAAGACCGUGGAGGACAAGUACAAGUGCGAGAAGUGCCAGCUGGUGCUGUGCAACCCCAAGCAGACCGAGUGUGGGCACCGCUUCUGUGACAGCUGCAUGGCCACCGUGCUGGGCUCCGCCAGCCCGAAAUGCACUGCGUGUCAGGAGAGCAUCGUCAAAGAUAAGGUGUUCAAGGAUAACUGCUGCAAGCGGGAGAUCCUGGCCCUGCAGAUCCACUGCCGGAACGUCGGCCGCGGCUGUGCCGAGCAGUUAGCCCUGGGACAGCUGCUGGUGCACCUGAGGAAUGACUGCCAGUUUGAAGAACUCCCGUGUGUGCGUGCCGACUGCAAAGAAAGGGUCUUGAGGAAAGACCUGCGCGACCACGUGGAAAAGGCCUGUAAAUACCGCGAGGCCACGUGCAGCCACUGCAAAAGCCAAGUCCCGAUGAUCACGCUGCAGAAACACGAAGACACUGACUGUCCCUGCGUGGUGGUGUCCUGCCCGCACAAGUGCAGGGUCCAGACCCUCCUGAGGAGCGAGUUGAGUGCCCACUUGUCAGAGUGUGUCAAUGCCCCCAGCACCUGUAGUUUUAAGCGCUAUGGCUGCGUUUUUCAGGGGACGAACCAGCAGAUCAAGGCGCACGAGGCCAGCUCCGCGGUGCAGCACGUGAACCUGCUGAAGGAGUGGAGCAACUCCCUGGAGAAGAAGGUCUCCCUGCUGCAGAAUGAGAGUGUGGAGAAGAACAAGAGCAUACAGAGCCUGCACAACCAGAUAUGCAGCUUCGAGAUCGAAAUUGAGAGACAAAAGGAAAUGCUGCGAAAUAACGAAUCCAAAAUACUGCACUUACAGCGAGUAAUCGACAGCCAAGCAGAGAAACUGAAAGAGCUGGACAAGGAGAUCCGCCCCUUCCGGCAGAACUGGGAGGAAGCAGACAGCAUGAAGAGCAGCGUGGAGUCCCUGCAGAACCGGGUGACCGAGCUGGAGAGCGUGGACAAAAGCUCAGGGCAGGCGGCCCGCAACACGGGCCUGCUGGAGUCCCAGCUGAGCCGGCACGACCAGAUGCUGAGCGUCCAUGACAUCCGCCUGGCCGACAUGGACCUGCGCUUCCAGGUGCUGGAGACCGCCAGCUACAACGGUGUGCUCAUCUGGAAGAUCCGUGACUACAAGCGGCGGAAGCAGGAGGCCGUCAUGGGGAAGACGCUGUCCCUGUACAGCCAGCCCUUCUACACGGGCUACUUCGGCUACAAGAUGUGCGCCCGGGUCUACCUGAACGGGGACGGCAUGGGCAAGGGCACGCACCUGUCGCUCUUCUUCGUCAUCAUGCGCGGGGAGUACGACGCGCUGCUUCCCUGGCCCUUCAAGCAGAAGGUGACGCUCAUGCUCAUGGACCAGGGCUCCUCGCGGCGCCACUUGGGGGACGCGUUCAAGCCAGACCCCAACAGCAGCAGCUUCAAGAAGCCCAGCGGGGAGAUGAACAUCGCCUCCGGCUGCCCAGUGUUCGUGGCACAGACUGUGCUGGAGAACGGGACGUACAUCAAAGAUGACACCAUUUUUAUUAAAGUCAUAGUGGAUACUUCGGACCUGCCUGACCCCUGACAGCCACAGGGGGCGGAUUGAGCAGAAGGCAACUCCUCGGGGUUGGAAUUGCUGUCUCCACCGGGGUCCUCACGCUCAGCGAGGACCUUGUGGAGCAGGAAGUGCAGGAGGCGGCCGCGGGCCGGCGGGAGGAGCCAGCCGGGGACGCUUUCUAUAGACUAGCAACACUUCACUGAAGAAUUCUUUAUCCUGCGGCGAGGAACACUGCUGUCGGAGAAGGCUCAUUUCCAUUUUAAAGGUCUCAUUCAUUAAGGUGGGAGACACAUAGGCUCCGAAAAGAACCAUGAGUUUUCCUCCUGAAACUUGAACACACACAAGACACACCCACCACAUGCACACACGCCUGGGCUAGCUGGACAUGUCAGCAUGUUAAGUAAAGAAGAGUUUAUGAAAUAAUAAUGCAGUUCUGAUAUAUUCGUUCUAAAGCUCCAGAGUGCAAUCUUGUUUCAAAUACAGCAUAUUGUCUAUUUUUAAGGCCUCACCUGGUCUCUGUUUUAAUAAUUUGUUUGUCAGAAGACCCUGAAGUCACCUCGGUCUUUUCUGGAAGUCUCUAAAUUCAGAAUCAUUUUUUAAUUUAAAGUUCUAAGAUAAUGGUUACUGCAGACAUUUUAUUUUAAAACGUUGAUAGACUUAUAUUUCUUGGAAGAAAAUGUAAACUAUCCAACACUGGUUAUCACUUGUGAUAGGAAAGAGAAUAUUCAAUCUGUGUUAUUUCUCGUUAGAAAUGUAAACCUUCAAUAUCUGUCGUAGUCAAUGACACUACUUCAAAUUAUUACGAAAGGAAAUUGCUCAUGGAUGCUGUGCAUCAUUUCAGAUUUAUAAUUGUUUUCACCCUAAAAUAGGGCAUUAGUUGAACUUCGGAGUUCUGAACAAAGUCCUGCAGGCUUUAAAUCGUGCCCACGAGUUCCGACGGUCUCGAUCGCCGACAGCGCCGGGUGGGCGGGUGACGUGUGCUGCAGGUGGCCACGGCAGGUGUCCCUCCAUUCUGUCAUACUGCUGCAUUCUGUUCCGACCUCCGGAAGCGACAUCUUUGCGUAGAGGUGGCGGCAUCCUGUACCUGUGCCUUACCGUUGCACGCUGCUUCCCGACCCAGGCUCUGUGUGCUCUGAUUCUAGGGAGUGACCGUGCGGCCAGCCUCCACGACCACGAGCUCUGUCUCACCGGCCAGGCAGCUCUGCCCCUGCUGGGGGGAGCCAGCUCCACCUCGGCUUUGGGGGCCCCACUGCUCAGUUACCCCUGAUUAUCACAGACCCUAAAUCUCUAGGCCCAAAGGUGAGCCACCUGGUCUGGGCACAGGCGUGGGCCCUCGAGCAUUCCAGAGACCGCCGCUCUGGGGCCUGCCAGGCCGACCCCCGGCCUCCGGGACCACCGCCCUCGGGAGGGUGGCCUGGGGGCCCCUGGGCCCAGCCUGCGCCCGCCCCACCGGCCUUUUCUCAACUCACUGUUUACCUUCUCUCAAUGGUCCAACUGUGAUUAGAAGCCGCGCCCUGCCUCCCCUCCGCUAUGCAGCACGCUCCACGGGUGCUAACCGACGGGUGCUACACGUGACGGGUGCUUCCCAGGCCCAGCCAGCGACCCACCGCCUGCGGCCGCUUCUCCGAACGCCCCCCCCCGCCCCCCCCACGACCGGCCGGCGCUCAGACUGCCUGCCCGGCUCCACGGCUGCGGGCGGCUGGGCUGGGGCCGGGCCGCGUGUCUCUGGUGCUGCGUCCGCUGGGUGUGCCUUCGCCGUGCCUGCUGGAAGCGCCCCCCCCACGUGCCGCGUCCGUAAGUGACCUCUUGGGCUCCGAGCACCUGCCAGGCCCCAGUUCCAAUGCUCAGUCUCGUCUUCUCCCUCCUCCCAGGACGCCGUGAGGUGAGGCGUCCCCACUCCCAGAGGAAGGACCUCCUGCGGGGCCUCAGGCGGCUGCAGGCCAGGGGUUACCAGCGGGACCCCUGCCACUUCCACUUUACUAACAAAUUGAGAAUAAGCACCACCUUGGUCCGGCCAGAAAGAAAAACAAAGCCAUCCUCUUCCCUCCUCCCGGGGGGAGAGCUGUGGGGUGGCUGCUGGGAAGCAUCGCCCGGUGGGGGACCUGCCGGGGGGGGGGGGGGGGCGUGUGCCCGGGCCCCCACCUCCAAGGAGCCCAGAGGACGUGGCGGGAGCGUCGUUCUGUGGCACUGGGGGUGGGGGCCUGUGGCCACUGCUGUGUGCCAUCUCCCCUGCGUAUGCUGGGGGCUGCCGCCGGGCUCUGCUCCUCGCGGCCCUGCCCCUUCCUGGCGACAAGAGGGCGUCAGACACGCUGUGACGGGUGCGCUUUCCCCUCGACUAAGUGCAGGUUUCCCACGGACAGUCCCGUACCUCAGAGAAGCCCACGCUCUCGGCUUCCCUGCAGCCUCGUCCCGUCCCGCGCAGGCCGCCGUGUGGGGCCUGGGGCCCGGUGUCCCUGAGGGUCUGUCCGGCUGGAGCCCCCUUGCCUGGGCCUUUUUUAUGAGCAGGUUUUCCCAUUUCCAGAGGCCACAGUGACAGCAGAGCCUGGGUGGAAGUUCUCAGACCUGUCGGAGGAGAGGGUAGCGCCAACCCCGGGCGCAGCUCGGUGUGCGUUCACCACCGAGGACCCGAGGGGCAUCGUGGGGGCAUCAUGACGGCUGCUGUCAGGGCCCCAGGGCCCAGCUCCGCGGCCCCCCAUGUGGGAACAGCUGGGAGCACGGGGAGCUCUUGGCCCCGCGGCUCCUUCCUGCCCUGUGACCUCAGGGCUGUGGUGGGAAAGCUGCCUCCCCGCGUUCCCCCCGCCCCAGGCCCUUCCGCUGCCCCGAGCCCCUGUCACAUCAGAGCGAACGCCCCAAGGCUUCCCUGAACCUGUGGCCCCCUUGGGACCACAGGGAACACCUGCCUGUCUCCAGGGUCCUCAGCUGCCCGGGGUCGGGGCCCAUGUCCCAUCAGCAGCAGCGCCCGCUCAUUCUGGGCGGUGUCGGGUCCCCCAUGGCCGGCCCAGCAACCUGUAGCCGAGGGGCAUUGUCGGCAGAAGGGUCUGGACAGACCCUUAAACAGCUGAGUCCCCAGGUGGGUCAUUCCAUGGUCCGGUCAGAGGAUGUGGGGAGAUAGGCAGGACCCCCCCUCGCACCCCGGGGUCCAGGCCCACAGCCCCUCCAGCAACACACGGAGUGAGGCCCGCGCUGUUCUGUGCCCGUCACAGACGGUCCAGCCCCGGCACCUCUGCUGUCGCCCCAGGGCGGGCUGGACAGGAGCUCCAGCCUUGCCCCAAAGCGCCCCUCUGUGCUGAGCGGGCUGGGCAGAGCUGACCUUUAUGGGGCUGCAGCGGUGAGCGGGUUCCAGGGGCCUGUCCACAUGUGUGAGCGCUGGUGACGGGGGUCUGCCACCCAAAGCCACUUCUCAGCCACGACCACGGCUCUGUCUUCUGUCGGCCCAUCUGGUAGUUGUGGUUUCUCCGAAGUGGAAUGUGGCUGCCAGGCCCAGGCCGAGGAGGCCGGUGGAGGUGCCAGGGUGGGCAGGUGACCUGUCGCUCCUGUCUGUCCGGGCAGUGCUGGUUGUCACCUGGGAGCCCGGCCGGGGGGGGGGGGGGGGGGGGAGGCAGGGCCCAGAGGCAUCCUGGGGGGCGCUGAGCUGUGCUUGCAUUUCAUUCUCCGCUGCCGCCGUGCCCAUGUCUUAUGAACUCGCACAGGGACAAGGCGGGCGUCCGGCUGCACGGCCCCUGCUGCCGCGGUCGGCGGUUUAUAGCUCAGUCCCCGCAGACAAGCAAGAUGACCUUCACAGCAAGCGCGACGCCCCCGUUGGUAAACACAGCAGCGCACGAUUCCCAAGGUUCCCCUGCGAGCUCUCUGUGGGCGCAUCUCUGACCAAGGGAGCGUGCAAGCCCACGCGCACGGGCGGGAGGCGCUUUUAGUCACGUCCUUUCUCCGGUGGCUCACUCUUCAGUUCUUGCCCCAAAGACCAAAGAAGGCCCGUCUCUUACUUGUUUAAUCUGCCUGUUUUACAAACCGCCGUCCGGUGACGCGCUGAGGGCCGUCCUGACUGCACGUGAGUGUGGCGACCAGUGGUUCACGUCCGUGUGUUCCUGCUCUUCUAAGAAAACAACAACAAAGGACCGUGUGGGUUAUUGCUCAGCAAUAAUCAUAUGAGUUCGUACCAUGCCUGGUUUUCUCAUAGCAUUAUCAUGUUUUCUAUUUUUGUUUACUGUAUAUUGUGUGUGGUUUUAUUUGGUAUUUAUUUGUGUUUGGAGGUCUUGCAAUGUCUUUGUGUUCCUGAUGCUAAUACUGAAGUUUGUACGAGUAUAGAAUGCAAACCUGAAAUGCUAAACUGUCAUUAGAGGCAAAUAAACCUGACGAAGGA
Messenger RNA from Myotis myotis, 6301 nucleotides. It is a transcript of the gene TRAF3, whose product is annotated as TNF receptor associated factor 3. The record is from RefSeq and is a predicted model, not a curated record. Gene Ontology annotation, biological process: Toll signaling pathway; innate immune response; protein K63-linked ubiquitination. The coding region runs from base 271 to 1971 and encodes 566 amino acids. Gene Ontology annotation, molecular function: tumor necrosis factor receptor binding; zinc ion binding. NCBI's taxonomy places the organism in Eukaryota, Metazoa, Chordata, Mammalia, Chiroptera, Vespertilionidae. The transcript has 11 exons. Gene Ontology annotation, cellular component: plasma membrane signaling receptor complex.